AUGAGUGGAAUGUCCGUCAUUGGAAGGAAUGAGAAACAAUAUCGAGUUAGUUCAGCAUUUGAUGAUUUUGACGAUAUUUAUUCAGCUGAACGUGGCUUCAAGCCUCGUGAAUGCAAAAUUGAAGUCGAAGAAACAGUUCGCGAACCAGAUCCUUAUCAUCCCAAAAUUCAAAGUUUGUUAUACGAAUCCAAAGAUUCAUCAUUACAACCACCAAAUCCAGGAGCUUAUGACUGGAAAUUAAAACCAGAAGAAUAUGAACUUCAAACGAAUCCUAUUGGAUUGCCAGAAGAGAAGCCACCAUGCUACUUGCCACAAGAAAAUGAUGAUCACAUUGUGGUUCCUUCAGCUCAAUCACAAAUGGGUCCAAUUGGCCCAUAUGCGACAGGAAGAGUCGACUGGAGUCCUUUGGCUGGUUUAACUGGAACACGCCCAGUUGUUGAUUCUUAUUCAAUAACUCGUUACAGUACAAAUGAAUGGCGUCAAAGAAAUUACGAAACAUUACAAGCAGCAUCAGAUGCAAUUGAUAAAAGCCUUUUAGUAGAGAAAUCAGCAAAGAAUUCAAUCAGAAGAGCAUACGAGAUUACAGAUCACAAUCAAUCAGAUAACACAAAGCGACUUCAGAUUCGUUCAAAGGAUAUCGAUGACUGGAAACAAUGCUUGGAACGAGCUAUUCGUGCAAUGACUGAUGAGAUUUGUACACUUGAAGAACAACGAAGAAGAUUGAAACAAGCUAUGAAUGUUUUACAAAUGCCGGAAUCAAUUGUUAGUGAAUGCUUAGCAACAAGAACACGACGACCGGAAUCAGAACUCGUUAGAGAUGAGCCUGAAGAACAAUUGAUUAAAGAGAAAGCUCUCAUCGCUGAGAUUCGAGUGCUUUUAAUUCAAACACUUGCUGACAUUGAAGCACAACAAAGAGAAAAUCGUACAAACAAAACACGAUUGGAGUUUGAUUGGUCAGAUAAGAAAGAUGCGCAUGAAAUAGAAUCGCGGAAUUCUCAAUUAAACAAUCGAGCUCCUGCAAUUAUGUUCAAGCCUGGAGCGACAAGAUUUAUGGCUCAACAAUCGACAGAAAUUCUAUGGGAAAAAUAUACCGUCGAUAAUUUAGAAGAAGCAGAGAAAUGUCGUCAAAAAUCAAUCGCACUACGAUCAACGUUAGAUGCGAUUCUCAUGAAUUCAGCAAGGGAUUUGCGAACACAAGCUGAUACUGUCGACAGAGCAUUACACAACAGAGUUAUUUGUAUGGAUGAGAUGCGACAACGUCUUGAAAAUGAACUGCGCACUUGCUUAAGACGACUUGCAGAUACAGAAAUACAAAUUGAGAAACUUCAAGUGUCGAUAGAAAACAUGGAUUUUCCUAUGAAAGUCUCACAAACUCGUCUUGACAAUCGUCAUCGAAGAUUGCGCGUAGAGAAUUGUCGAGAUGAAUCACAAUUUGCUCUUAUUGGAGAAGUUAAAUCAGUUCAUGAUUCUCUAACCGUUUUGAACGAUGAAUUGAGAACAUGCCAAGAAAUGAAAAAGGAUUUGACGAAUCAACGAGGAAAUUUGGAGCGUGAAAUUAUGUUGAAACGUCGAACCAUAAACAUUGAUCGAGAACGUAUUCAAGUUUUGCGGACUCAUUUUCCGAGUACGACAGCUUUGACGGGAUAUUGA
Messenger RNA from Clunio marinus, 1650 nucleotides. The record is from the annotation of a GenBank genome assembly. NCBI's taxonomy places the organism in Eukaryota, Metazoa, Arthropoda, Insecta, Diptera, Chironomidae.